GAGACCCAAGUUUGCACUCUGCAGGCACUGAACCACUAUAAUGACUCUGGUCCCAGAUCUGCGUUUCACACACAGUGGACGGACUCAUCUUACAGAUCAAACUGGAGAAACACUGCAAGUGAAAGUGGAACGAAAACCUUUUCUUUUGGAUUUUUGCAGUGAUYUAUGUAACACGAGCCUAUCUCAUUCAACUGUGAAAAUAAGGUGGGUGUCAUGGCUCAGCUCAAAGUGUAGUGCCCCCCCUUACUGAAGCCCCAUCCACACGAGUGCCCCGUGCAUGAUGAGUGUGUGUGACGGCAGACCUUCAUACCUGCGGCGGUGGCUGCUGAUGCUUCUGAUGUUGCUGRCUGCUGUUCAGCUGUCAUGUGCUGAAUGCCCCAAAUCAUGUGUCUGUCAUGUUCCUACUGAAGUGCACUGCACCUUCAAAUACCUGACCACAGUACCUGACCACUUCUCACCAUCUGUGGAAAGAAUAAACCUUGGGUACAAUGGUAUAGUUUUCUUGAGAGAAACUGACCUUUCAGGGCUUGAGAGGUUGGAGCUGCUGAUGCUGCACAGCAACACUAUACACAGAAUAGAAGACAGAACCUUCAAAGACCUCAAGUCUUUACAGGUCUUAAAGAUGUCACACAACAGGAUAAAAGAAAUCCACAAGGAGACAUUUAAAGGUCUGGACAAUGUACUGAGACUCCACUUGGACCACAACCACAUUGAAUUUAUCAGCCCUGAGGCUUUCUACAGCUUAACCAAGUUGCAWCUGGUCCAUUUGGAGGGCAACCAGCUCCAGCAGCUCCACACAGACACAUUUGUCACACUGAGACACAGCCAGGUUUUUAAAGUGUCCUCGGUAAGAACCAUCCACUUGUCAGACAAUCUCCUGACCACGCURCCAGCAGAUAUUUUCUCAGGUUGCAGUCACUUGGAGAACCUUUUCCUCCACGGCAACCCUUGGAAGUGUGAUUGUCGUAUGAAGUGGUUCUCAGUGUGGGCUCAGAGGCACGCUGGUGUGCUAAAAUGCAAGCAAGACAGGAGAUAUCCAAGAGGCCAGCUGUGUCCUGUCUGUGAAAGUCCCGCCCCUUACAACAACAGAUCUGUGUCCCAGCUCCACGGUGAAGCCUUCACUUGUAGCAGACCCUGGAUCGAACCCCAUCUAAAGCAGAAAAACAUAAGUUUGGAGGAAGGAGACUUCACUCCGGUUUCUGCUAAGGAUUUUAUUGCCCCAUUAGGCUCUAUACAAAUGAACCUGACUGAUGAAUUUCACAACGAUGCCAGUYUAUCCUGCACUGUCCAGAGGCCCAGUGCUUUUGAAAACUUGACUCAAACCRUGGAGGAAGAAAACAACGUCACCAUGCUUAUCACAGGCAUAACUACAUACUUGGUAUGUAACACUGACUAUGACCACAUCCAACAGCUAUGGCAGAUCCUGGCCACCUACAGUGACUCUCCUAUGAGGCUGGAAAGAGGUUUAAUGCUGUCCAGAAUGCCUGAAUUGGUCUACAGAUACAGACAGAUAAAAGAUGGAGAGGAAGAAAUUACCACAAACAUUGAGGCUGAGAUUAAAGCCUCUCCUGCAUGGUUAAUGCAGGGGAAAGUGAGUCUCCAGCUUGACCGUACCACUAGUACCUAUUCAACUUUGCACAUUAAGUACCAGUCUCUAGUCAACCUGCAUGCUGAAAGCACUCCAUUUAAAAAGGAUCGCUACUCUUGGACCAUGAUCAAACGAGACAAUCAAACUAAGACAGAACACACWGUAAUUACAGGUGGUGUGGCACAGUUGAGCUGUCAAAUCCGGGGUGAGCCAAAGCCUCUAUURGAGUGGAUUUUACCAGAUGGAAGCAAGAUCCGAGCUCCUUAUUCCAGUSAGGACAGAAGGAUCAUAAUCUCUGCUGAAGGGAUGCUAACUCUUCGAGGUGCAGAUACUUCAGACACUGGCCUUUACUGGUGUAUUUCUACAAACUACCUGGAUGCAGAUAUUCUCGUAUUUCGAAUAACAGUUCUUUCUCCUGAUGUGGAGGAGUUUGAGGUUAACGGUCUCCRUCUCUCAAAGUCGAUUGGCGACAGCCUUGUAUUUGACUGCAGCUCCGUUGGGAGUCCUGAGGUCUUGAGUUCAUGGAUUCUCCCUGACCACUCAGUACUAGAGAAAUCUCAAGGGAAUAAGAAGRUUUUCAAAAAUGGGACACUGUUAAUUCAAGGGCUAACAGAAAGGGAYAGAGGAUUUUAUAGGUGUUUGGUUGCUAAUUACCUGGGAGUUGAUUUGCUUGUGUCUCAGGUGACCCUGUCUGACGAAAAGCUUGAYGAUACAACAGCUUUGGACACUGAGGGAUCGGGGAUGGUAACAGGGUUAAAGAUAGAUUCUAGCCUGGCAGAAGUCACAGUCAACUUAAAAGAAACCAGCUCCUUGAGUCCUGCUGAGGGAGCUAGUCAAGAAUCCAGGACUUUCACCUCUGAUCGCCCUUACCCAAGGCUGAGAUCACAGGGCAGGGAAAGUUCUCCAGGUAGACUGGGACAGAGAAGGAGGGGAGUAGUUCGCAACAGAAACAUCUGGAGUAGUAGAGUCUUUGAUAAAGCUUCCAGAAAAGUAGACCCACAGAAAUUUGCUGAAUAUGUGAAAAAAGCUAAGGAUGGUUCUAAAUUAAUGACUGUAAAUGAGAAGAUAAAACAWACAGUUAUUUCAGUUGAUAAUGAAGUUGGAUCUGGAGAAAUUCAUAGAGAAGAACAUUUUAUUGUUGUGCCAAAUGAUAACAGACUAACUACAGAAGGACAUACAAACACACCAACAGAAAUAUAUAUGCAGCCAGAUUCUACAUCAACAAAGCCUAUAUUCACACAAAUGCCAAGUCAUGUUGAAACAACAGAGCUUUAUGCACAUGGAAAAAACAGCAGGCUACCUCUAAAUGUGAAUCUAAUCACUCUAAAGCACACUACAACAGACACUGCACCAGAAACUCAACUCAGUUUUUCAGGAGAACAACCUACAGAAACUGAGACAUCAACAGGGUCAGCACUGUCUUUGGCAACAGACCCCAAUGUUACUCCAAUAAAUGAUAGUCCAGGCCCRGUGGAGUUCAUCAUCCACACAGACCCAGAAAGCCAGACUACAUUCACAGCAAUCACCACCACAGAGAAACAACAGGACAAGAUCACMUUCCACACUACCCAGACAAUAAAAUCUCUACAGCUUUCUGCAGGAUCCACCAUCAUUUCCCAACAGCAGAUCCGUAUAAUUCCACACAAGGGCAGCAAAGGAAAAGGCAACAGGAGGACCUUUAACGGUCGCAGAAGAAUUGUUAAACCCAACAGGAUCACUGACAUACAAUCUUUCAUCAAUCGAUUCAAACAGCCAACUUUAAAGAAUGCAGGAAACACCUCUGUGCCAGCUCCAAGUUACUCCACAACAGAUUGUGACUGUGAUGAAGAGAAAAAAAAGACAGUGACCACUAAGGAUCAACCCAUUACUMCACCAGUUUGCUCCAAUCCAUUUCCGAGUAAAACAGAGAGACCUGAGGUUUUAACAUCAGCUGAUGUUCCUGAAAUCAACCCUACAAUUGAUAAUUUAUUUAUUAUGAAAACAGCACUACCAAUUACAAGCACAACUAGGCCUACAACGAAGGCAUCAAAAGUAAUUCAUGGAAGAAUUCCAUGGAACAGGCUGUUUGGAAGAGGAGAAAGAGAAAGGAUACUGAGCAGGCUAAAAAGACCAUCCAUCCCACCCAAAACCUCAACUACACUUCAAACUACAUCAGUGACAACAACCCCUGCUGCUGUGUACACCACCAGCGUAGACUCACCAACCAUUCUUGAGACUCUGCCACCACUCAUACUCACACAAAGCAAAGAGAGCUCAGCAGAUGACAWCUUCAGUGGCUUAACAUCAUCAGACUUUGAGUUUACAACACAAGGUCCCAGCUUUCAUCCUAUAACUACCUCAAGAUCAUCUGAUUACGCCAGGUCAUCCACCACUACUGAAACACUACUACAAAUACCAUUUCUGCCUUCUCCACCYACUGUUGAACACCAUUCAGUUGAAAUCCCUGAUGAAACCUUAUCAUCAGGAUCUGAAAGAUUACCUGAUAGUUCAUUUGUAAUCAGACAAAGGCUUGAUGGGACAAGGCGACAACAAGGGCGAAGAAGGAGGCCUUUUCGUGGCAGGAGACCCUUCAGAAAACCUGAAUCCACAAAAGUUAAUUUUAGGACAACUGUAGCUUCCAUUGCAGAUAUUUCAACAAAGGAAAAUUURAUAGAGGAAACCACACAACCUCUGAAGUCUGUUUUUAACAAUCCCAUGUACACACCAUCUAAGAAAAAGGACAAAAACAGAAUACCUGUUUCUAUUGAUCAAACAUCAAAAGAAACUGACUUGUACAGUGAAUUUGACUGGUCAUCUAGUGGUUUAUUUGCAAAUAAACCAUUUAUUACCUCAUCAAAAUUUAACCCUACCACUACACUGGUGCCAGAAAUCACAAAAAAUUCCUAUACAACUGCUCAAACCAGAGUCCACRGCAAAAUUAAACCAGCAGUACAAGGCAACAAAAUUACUCAGAGAUCACCAGUGAGGAGAAUCACACCUACUGUGGAAAGUAAUAAUUCUGGAGACAGUGCAGAUAAAACCAUUCYCUUUUAUUCUAAGACCAUCUUUAUGGCAGAGAAAGGACAUGAUAUUGAUUCUCCRUACAGCAAAGAAAUUCACAAAACCAUUUCUUCUAUCGAUAAUCAUUUAAUUGGUUAUAAAGAUAACAGUCCUAGUACUGAUCAGUUAAAACCUGCUGCAAAACCCAUGCAAAGCAAGCCUCGAAUAAUUGGAGGAAAUGCAGCAAGCUUUACUGUUUUAUCUAACUCAGAUGCUUUCCUACCAUGUGAGGCUGUUGGGAACCCACAGCCAAUUAUAACCUGGAAGCGCUUCUCUUCAACCACAGGAGGCACAGUUUUGAUCAAGAAAACAAUAGGAAAGUUUGAAGUGUUAAGCAAUGGUACCUUGACCAUACAGAAUGCCAACAUUAAGGACCGUGGCCAGUAUCUCUGUCUUGCUGAAAAUUACUAUGGAUCAGAUAAACUUCUUGUCACCCUUUCGGUGGUGGMCUACCCUUCACGCAUCCUGGAGCCAAAACUGAGAGAGAUGAAGUCUUAUACAGGAAACAAAGUUGAGAUGGACUGUAAAGCUGAAGGCCGACCUAAGCCUAUGAUUUCUUGGAUCUUGGCUAACAGGACCCAACUUAGGGGGCAAAACACCGGGAGAGGGAGGGUUUCAGUAACCUCUGAGGGGACUCUGAUCAUUGAACAUGUGUCUGUUUAUGACAGGGGCUAUUACAAAUGUAUUGCCAAUAAUCCAGCAGGAGCUGAUACAGCUGCAGUACAACUGCAGGUAGUUGCAGCACCACCAGGGAUUGUUGAGGAAAAACGUCAACGGCUGAAAGUUAGUUGGAGCCAAACCUUGUGGCUGCCUUGCACAGGACAUGGCACCCCACAGCCAACUAUUUACUGGGUCCUACAUGAUGGAUCAGUCCUUCGACCUAACAAACGGGCCAGUGAAAAAAGGAUGUCUGUGUAUGAGAAUGGCACACUGUUAAUGAAACAUGUGACUUCAGCAGAAAAUGGGAAAUAUGAAUGUAUUGCUACCAGCAAUACUGGUUCAGAGCGAAGGGUGGUGACGUUAACUGUUGAAAGACAGGAGGCUCCACCCCAAAUAGUAGAGACAUCGCAAACCAUGACAGAGUUGUCCUAUGGGGAUCAGUUAAGACUUAACUGUUUGGCAACAGGAGACCCUGAGCCGAGGAUCAUCUGGAAGCUACCAUCUAAAGCUGUUGUUGACCAAGGUCAUAGGUUGAAUAGCAGAAUUCAAGUCUUGGAUAAUGGCACUCUUGCUGUUAACCCAGUAAGCGAUAAAGAUGCUGGAGACUAUAUCUGUGUAGCCCGAAGCACAGUUGGAGAUGAUCUACAGCUCAUGAGGGUUGCAGUAUCAAUGAAGCCAGCUAAAAUAGAUUCUAAGCUCAUUAGGAAGAAGCAAAUACCCUUUGGCAAUGACUUGAACGUGGACUGUAAAGUCUCAGGGACACCAAAACCAAAGAUCUCCUGGGGUCUACCAGAUGGUACAGUGGUCAAUAGUGCUCUGCAGUCUGAUGCCGGCCUAGGAGGAGGACGAACACGUCGCUAUACCCUGUUUGACAAUGGGACUCUUUAUCUAAACCAGGUUGGCAUAUCUGAAGAAGGAGACUACACCUGUUAUGCUGAGAACCAGGUUGGAAAAGAUGAGAUGCAUGUACAUAUCACCGUGGUGACAAGUGCCCCAAAGAUACAUUCUCCAAGCCAGGCCUAUGCCAAGGUUAAACCUGGAGGAAAUAUUCGCUUUGACUGUGAAGCGUUUGGAGAGCCAAAACCCAAAAUCCUGUGGAGACUUUCUAACAAUGACGUAAUAGUAGCAUCAAAUGAACGCUACUUAUUCCAUGUCAAUGGUUCUUUGGAUAUCAGGAAUGUAAAGGCAACUGAUGCAGGAGAGUAUGUUUGUAUGGCUCGCAAUCCUGGUGGCGAAAACCAAAACGUUUAUAGGUUGGACAUUGAGGAAAACCCACCAAUCAUCAAUGGCUACAGAUGGAACAGGACUGUAAUUAAAGAUGUAGCAAAGAAAUACUCCAGGAAACUUAUCGACUGCAAGGCUGAGGGGGAUCCCACUCCAACUGUCACUUGGAUUAUGCCUGAUAAUAUAUUUCUGACAGCACCAUACUUUGGCAGCAGGAUUAACGUUCACAAUAAUGGGACACUAGAGAUACAUAAUGUGCGGCCUACAGAUACAGCAGAGUUCAUUUGCUUGGCAAGAAAUGAUGGAGGCGAGGCUGUAAUGAUUGUGCAAUUGGAGGUUACUAAUAUGCUUCAAAGGCCAAUCUUCAAGAACCCUUUUAAUGAACGCAUUGUGUCUGGGAUUGGGAAAACCACAGUUCUGAAUUGUUCUGCUGAUGGAUAUCCAAUACCAGAGAUUAUUUUGAUUUUGCCAAAUGGAACAAGGAUCGUCAGUGGAUCCAGACUUGACUCUCGCCAUGAACUACGUAAGGAUGGGACUUUUAUCAUCUUCAACUCUCAUGAAGAAGAUUCUGGGAAAUAUCGUUGUGGGGCCAAAAAUUCCCAGGGCUAUAUAGAGAAGCUAAUAAUUUUAAAUAUUGGGCAGAAACCCUACAUUCUUACAAGGCCYAAAGGCAUUAUACGUGGCAUGUUGGGGGAACCUCUGUUUCUUCAUUGUUUAUCUGAUGGGAGUCCUAGACCCAGAAUCUACUGGACUGUUCCUGCUGGUCAUACCCUUACUCAUCCUCAAAAACUUGGCCAGUAUCAUCUGCUAGAAAACGGCACUCUAGUUGUGCAGGAAGUUACUCUUCAUGACAGAGGAAACUACAACUGCAGGGCUCGUAACAGUGUCGGGGAGGCAUCCCUCACWGUCCCUGUUAUUGUUAUUGCUAAUUCUCCAAGAAUCACUACAGGGCCACCUCCUAGUGUGAGGACAAUGAUGGGGACACCGAUUAAGCUCAGCUGUGCUGCCACUGGGAUCCCAAAGCCAGAAAUCUCCUGGGAGCUUCCAGAUCAUUCAGUUUUGUCAGCAGCAGAGCGGGGACGGCGUAAGGGAAGUGAGUUGCUUCACCCUCAGGGCACACUCAUCAUCCAAAGGCCCACAGCUUCUGAUUCUGGCAGAUAUACGUGUUUAGCCAAGAAUCUCUUAGGAACAGACUCAAAGGUUACAUUUGUGCUUGUGCUKUGAGACAGAUGUCAACAUUAACUGAAAUGUAGGCACCAUUCUUCCUUCUGAUGCCAUCCARUAUGGAUUUGGGACCAUUAAAGUGUGAGAGUACUGAGUGUAAAAAGGUGAUGAAGAUGAUUAAAAAAAUACUGUGAAUCCCAACUAAGGGCAACAAAACUCUGGUUAUAAGAUGAUGUARACUAGUGUAUUUUUGUGACCAGACAUAACAUGCACAAAUAUAGAAGAAACUAUGUAAAGGACUGGAGAAAAAUACUUAAGGUUUUACAGUUUUAUUGCCUGUAGACAUGCUAUUGCAGUCAUAAGACGUUACAUUGGCACUGAAAGAUAAAUUGAAAUGAUAAUAGAUAAAAACAAAAACCAUUCAAUGGCAUUUACAGGAUUUUACACAAAAACCAUUAGGCUCGUCUUACACGAGAGACGUACAUGCUUGGAUUUUCAUUACCACUUUUUCAUACCCAAAUCAGAUCCUUUAGGAAAUGCUUUGUGUAUUUUUCAGAUUUACAGUAAUAAAAAUAAUACAAAAACUCUGAACUUACAAUAAAUUUAUUGUGUUACACACAAAAACUCUAGUACUGUAUUAUCCUGAUUUGCGUAUAAAUACACAUGAAACAUAAUUACAUAAAUUUAUUUUUAUUUUAUUUAACAUUUAUUUCACCAGGCGAAUCAUUAAGAACAGUUGCUUAUUUACAUUGUUGGCCUGAGAGUGAAAAAACAAUUAAAAACACUUAAAAACACUUCAAAACACAAUGGGGAAAGGGCAACAACAUUAACAGUACAUUCAACAUAUCAAGUAAGCAGUGCAUUCAUCUUUUAAAACAGUUACAUGACUCCUGAGAAAAGGUCUUUUAGUAUGUGUUUAAAAGCAGGAAUAGAAAUCAAUGUGCCAAAAUGCAGUGCAUUUUGAUAAAAGUUCCAAUCAUUUACUGCAGCAAAGUGGAAAGAAAUUAGGCCAAACAAAGACUUGGUUUUUGGAAUUUUCAGUCUAAUAAGUUGGGAAGAAUGAGUAUUGUACCUUGAGGGGGGUUCUUGUUGUAGUAAAUUAUUUAAUAAGGGAGGUGAAAGACCUAGCAGGGUUUUGUAAAUGAACAAAAGCCAAUGGGCAUUACGGCGAGACUGCAAGGAAAGCCAAUUAACUUGAAAGUAUAAAAGACAGUGGUGAGUUUUAUAUGGAGCAUUAGUAACAAAUUGAAUGGUGAAAUGGUAGGUUGAAUCCAUUUUUUGAAGACUUCCCUUUCAAGCAUGGCAAUAAAUUGUGUGUCACCAUAAUCAAACAAAGGAAGAAUAGACAUUUCAACAAUUAGCUUUUUGGUUGAAGAYGUAAAAGAUGAGCGGUUUCUGUACAGGAAGCCGWGUUUUGAUUUGACAUUUGUAGCGUAGAAAUAUGGUGACGGAAGGACAAAGRACUGUCUAACCAGAUUCCCAAGUAUUUGUACUCUUUAACUUGCUCAAGGAUUGUUCCAUUUGUUGUAGUGAAGAYCAUUUUGGGAGUAAUUACAUUUUUCUUACAGUUAAACAAUAAAACAUAAAGAUGAUGCACUUUUACUAUUUUUACUGAUUGCAUAAAUAGGUAUUUCAAAACAACUUUACACACAGCUACAACUGAGUUUAAAAACUGCCAAAAUAAGUCAUUUUCAUUAUCCAGUAGUUCACCUCAAGGGGAAGUUUGUCUCUGGCUAAAGCUGACAUUUUCCAAACAGAGUUUUACAUUCCACCUGUAAAAACAGACAGUYACUCAAUUCUCCAGCCACCAGGACCCACAAAAUAGAUUUUGAUUCCUGUUGGUGAUUUUGUGCUGCUUUUAUUGUCCCACUUUCAAGAUGUCUAUAUGUUGCCUUCAGAGGAACAACCAGACAACAGUAUCAAGUUGUUGAUUUACCAUUGUGACUUCAUGGAAAACAAGCAACAACAUAGAAAAAAAUAUAGUUCAGACUAUUAGGUUUAAAUGCACUGCUAUGCAAAAAUUGUAAUGUUUUUUAAAUUYGUUGGUAGAAUUACAACAUUGUUACAUUUUUUAAGUCACUCCAUUGUGAUUAACAAUGAGCCACCGUGUACAGUCAAUAAAUAGAACAUAUUUAUUUGCAGCAACAGAUGCAUUUUAUUUAAGACUAGAAGUUUUGUCAAUUUAGUCAAUUUUUGUGUAUGUGUAUGUUGUUCCAAUGAACCAUUCAUUUUUCAGACCUCAAGAAAAACAUUUUUCCCAAAGUUUUGAGCCAUUCUUGAGCAGUGUGAAAUGAGCUAGACAAAUAUGGGGACAUWGGGAAUUGCCUUCCAUAAAUGUUGGAAUGCAGGCAACGUACUUCAUGAUUUGCAAGUAAGUGUAGAAAGUGCUUUCAUAUGUGUGCUGAACAAUAAUCAAACACAAAUCAAAGUAAUCGCAAUACAUCGUGCGCUCUUUACAUCACAAAAAAAGACAGUUUAUCACUCCCACUAYGCCAGCGGUGAACAUACUGAGACUAUUUUUACAUUUAUGGUUUURUGGUUUCAUGUUUUGAAAGUGAUAGAGGUCUCUUUGCAUCGAUGYGAGUAUUUUAACCAUACAUAGUUCCCAAUAGCAUUUUUACAUCUAAAUGUUUAAAGUCAAUGUGAAAAGUAGCUGACUGAAUUAGAAGUUCUAGUGAAAGAAGAAGUGUUUUUUUUUGUUUGUUUGUUUGUUUUUUAGGGCAGAUGUUUUCCUUCUGAACUCAGUUUCUUGUAAGCUCUGGAAAUUAGACAUGUGAAAAGAAAGAGUUGCACUACCAUUCUCAUGUAAAUAAAAUAAACAGAAAAUUCAUGA
Molecule: messenger RNA, 10508 nt
Organism: Austrofundulus limnaeus
Lineage: Eukaryota; Metazoa; Chordata; Actinopteri; Cyprinodontiformes; Rivulidae
Gene: igsf10
Product: immunoglobulin superfamily, member 10
Exons: 10
Coding region: 278-7735 (2485 amino acids)
Cellular component (GO): extracellular region
Molecular function (GO): protein binding
Source: RefSeq, a predicted model, not a curated record